Molecule: messenger RNA, 1173 nt
Organism: Phialemonium atrogriseum
Lineage: Eukaryota; Fungi; Ascomycota; Sordariomycetes; Cephalothecales; Cephalothecaceae
Product: putative ran-interacting mog1 protein
Exons: 3
Coding region: 345-938 (197 amino acids)
Biological process (GO): protein import into nucleus
Cellular component (GO): nucleus
Molecular function (GO): guanyl-nucleotide exchange factor activity; small GTPase binding
Source: RefSeq, a predicted model, not a curated record
UUUGACAUUUAGGUACUCUUCAACCCCUUCCCCCCUCGAUAGUAGCGAUUUAAAUGGAUCAGCAGUUAUUACCUUAAACUUUUCCUAAUACAGAAUAUUCGCUGCGAUUUCAUAUGCCAAGUUUGUUGACUUGCUUGUCUUAAUAAUCAGGUUCGGCGACAUCAUCGGCCAAUCACUCAGAGAAGUAGGUACUGUACCUAAACACAACCUGGGAGUCAUCUUGAGGAAGCUCCUUGGCUCCGUACUGUCACCUGUUCAAGCCAGAUUUUGCAGGUUCCUUAUUCCCUCCUAGGCAAACACAUAUCCAUAUACAACGCCAUUCAACUAGAUACCUACUCAGCAUCAUGGGCACAACUUUCGAAAGUACCCCGCUCUUCGGCGGGGCACUGGUCUGCGACCUGCCCAAGAAGUUCGCAGAUGUCAGCAAGCUUCGCCAAGUUCCAGAUAACCAGGAGGUCUACAUCGACAAGAAUGGCUUCACCAGUAUCAUCAUCGAAAUCACCGAGCGCGUUGGGCCGCCGGGCGGCGGGGUUGAGGUUGAUGGGCGGGCGCUGACGACGCACCUCGAGGAGCUGGUCGGCAGCGACGUCGACACCGUCAAGGUGUGGAACACGACCGAGACAGAGUUUAGUCACCUAUCCGAGGACAUUCCGGCCUACACCCUGAUCGCGACGCAGACCCCCCAGAUCGACCCGAGGGAGCGGUCGUCGGCGCCUGACUUCACCGCCAUCAUCCUGACGCUGCUGCGGCUCGAGAAGGAGUCGACCGACAUCCUGGUCACCAUCAACGUGCCCCACAUCAAGGGCGAGUACGACGAGGACGAGGUCGACCUAGCGCUCGGGAAGCAGGGCGAGCUCAUCGGCGACGCCGUCGAGUUCGCAGCCAGGAUCUGGGAGUCGUUCAAGGUUAGGGACUGGGGUCUGUUCAACGAGGUUUGAGCUAGGUAGUCAGCUAGUCGAGGUUGCGCUGUAGGGUUGUUCAAUCCUGGUGGUUAUUUCUUCCCCCCUAAUGAGAUAUGACAAGUACGUAGAUAGCUGAAAUGGCACGGCGUUUGGGGAAAUGGUUCAUUUGGGGGUCAUCAACCCAUCUCGCCAGCCGAGAACACGGUCGAUUACAUAGGUAGGUACAUAUCAAGACUCAUUGGGUAUCAAUGCGGACAUCUCUCUACAACGA